GUGAAUUCAGUACAUAGUACCAUGAUGUAUCUUUAAGUAAGUGUUUAUUCCUAUGAGAAUGAGCAAAUUAACCUUUCCCUGGAUAUAUUCCUCAGCUGAAGAACAACGAUAAUGAACAACAAAAGUUUAGAAGGUAGAAAUAUUCGAGUCACUGUGCACAGUGGUCCACAGAUCAAUAUUCUUAGGAGAUCUGCGUCACCACAAGGAGGAGGAGGAGGAAGAAUAAAACUAUCCUAUUUUCGACAUGGAUCAGUAUCACCACCUCGAACGACAAAUGCUAAUUACAAUGCAAAUAAUACUACAACAUUGUCACAAGUUAGAUGUAUUCGACGUCAGAAUAGUCUAGUGAUACAAAGAAAACCCACUACAAAUCAUUCUUCAUACGACAUGAAUUUUAAAUGUCAACAAAAUACACAACCAACACGACUCGUAAUGGACAUACAUACAAGUGGAAUGACAAACGCAGGACGUCUGAAAAAUAACCAAUACGAAAGAUCAAUGCAGAAUACAGCUCUCACCCCAAAUACCAAUGGUAGUAGUAUAGCCAUCAUGAUUGGCGCAUCUAACUCCUCAACAACUUCCAAUAGAAUAGUAUCAGACAACAAUAAUAAUAAUAAUAAAUGGUUAAAUCGUGACUCAUCGUCAUUAUCAAAUAGUAAUCCAGUCUCGCCAAUAGUCCGGAUUGGAGAACAAAGUUUAUAUGACCUUGGCAUAUCGGUCGAUAGAAAUCCAGUCUCUCUCUCACCUAGUCAGACUGACAAUCAAACUUGUGGACUGAAUUUCUCUGCCCUACCAAGGUUGUCUGAGGCAUCGUCAAUAAUACAACAGCCUAUUGUUCGUUGUCCUGUUUCUCCAGUUGCAAUUUCAGUUAGCGGGUCAGCUACAUUAUUUCUAACUGGAAAUAAUGGUGGUACUAUUUCGUUGUACCAAAAAUCUAGUAACAAUAAUAAUAGUAAUGAACAGAUUACACAACAAGUCUCGCCAACAAGUGUAAAUGUCCAUGUAAAUAGUCGUCGACCCCCACUGCCUCGUUUUGAAUCUACUUGUAACAAGAAAGGUGGUCAUAGUGUGGUGCGUAUUACUGCACUGCAUAAUUUACGUCCUACUACUACUACCCCGACAAAAUUUUCCCCUAGUGUGCGAAAUCGUCCAGAAUUAUUACGGCCAUCUGGGUCCUAUGAUAACUUAUUAUGCAACGGUGCAGUACGACGUUGUAGUUUAACGGAACAAAAUUUUCAGCGUCCUAAAUUACGGUGUUUCAGUGUACUAACUACUAACACAUCCUCCUCCUCCUCUUCGAAUCCAUCUCAACGAUUUUUUCACUCAUCUUCUGAUCAUUACGUGAACGCCAUGCCCAAUGCUCAGUCUAUGGGAAUUGAAGAUAUAAUAAAACCGAAUUGUUCACCACAGGCUCGAUUGUCAACGCCCACAAUGAUUAACGAAACCUCUGAACAAGGAAGUCAGGAUUUACGAAUGUUGUUAAAUUCUCGAAGACCACGGAAUAGUGUUUCAUCUAUGCGUCAACAAAAUAUGACACCCGGUGGAAAUAAGAUUACAACGUCUAAUACGUCGGAUCAAUUGAGAAAUAUUCGUUCUAAUGUUUCUGGAAAUAAUCCAAAUUAUUUUCGAAUACAAAUCCCCAGUACACGUGCAAUAUCUCGACCUAAAGGAUUUGCUAUGACGGAUAGUCUUAAACUGUAUGAAGAACAGAUUUUCAGUCAUUGUCAACCACAUCAACGACCACAGUCAUGGUGCCUGGAUUUUGAUCAACCCCGUGAUGAACAUAAUCCAGUGGAUGAUUCACAUUCUAGUUCCCCAGCGUCCACGGUAUCAUCAUCAUUCUCUUCAUCAUCCUCAUCUGAUACUUCCCAGUUAUUAUCAUCAUCACAUAAUCAUGCUGAUCUCAGAAGGAUCAGAAAUCCUCCUUAUUAUAGUAAGUGCUUUCAUAUUGAUUUCUGAAUGUUUCUAAUGUUUGCAAGUUGCCUAUUCUUAUUUUGUUUUGUUAAAGUGGAAGAACCACAUUCAUCUUUAUUCAUUGGUCUGAAGACGUAGGAUAAUAAGUCAUAUACUUGUCUUCUAAA
Molecule: messenger RNA, 2081 nt
Organism: Trichobilharzia szidati
Lineage: Eukaryota; Metazoa; Platyhelminthes; Trematoda; Strigeidida; Schistosomatidae
Source: the annotation of a GenBank genome assembly